Molecule: messenger RNA, 2175 nt
Organism: Acipenser ruthenus (sterlet)
Lineage: Eukaryota; Metazoa; Chordata; Actinopteri; Acipenseriformes; Acipenseridae
Product: MORN repeat-containing protein 3-like
Exons: 6
Coding region: 150-866 (238 amino acids)
Source: RefSeq, a predicted model, not a curated record
AUUUAAACAAAGUGUUCGUGUUUGUUUUUAAUAAUAUUAUUAACAUCCGAUAUCGACGCCUGGUUGCACGAUAUCAGAUAUAUCUUCCAAGUCUAAUGCUUUUUAUUUGCAGUUUUCAGUGGAAAAAAUCUCAACUGCACCAGUGAGUCAUGCCUCACUUGAAGAUGCCCAGGAAGCCCCAGCCUCUUUGGAAAGAAUGGGACAGAAAGGCACAGAAAUGUGGUGUGAGACAUACCGUCUAUUCAGUCAAUGGGGAUGAAUACACAGGCGAAUGGCUGGACAACAAGAAGCAUGGAAAGGGUACACAGGUCUGGAAAAAAAAUGGAGCCAUUUAUGAUGGGGACUGGAAAUGUGGAAAUCGAAGUGGUUUUGGGACCUUCAGCUUACCUGACCCUGUAACUGGGGAGUAUGUUAAAGCAUAUUCAGGAGGAUGGAAAGAUGACAUGAAAGAUGGGUUUGGAACUUACUUUUACUCUGAGACGGAGUAUUAUGAAGGAGAGUGGAGCAAAGAUAAGAGAAGCGGCUGGGGCAGAAUGUAUUAUGAAGACGGUGGCAUAUCUGAAGGAGAAUGGCUUCAUGACAAACUAGAUGGUCAGGGAAUGUUUAGACUGGCCAAUGAGAACAGGUAUGAAGGCUCUUGGAAGAAUGGGAUGAAACAUGGCCCUGGGAAGUUUGUCUACCUGGACAAGGGUCAGCUGUAUGAAGCAGUGUGGGUAGAGAACAUCACAAAGUGUGGAAAAAUGAGCGACUUUGGAAGAGAAGGGGCUCCAGCAGCUCCAGUUUAUCCAAUCCCAAAGAUACACCUGUUAGACCCUGAAGCUGUUUUAAAGGACGCUCGAGCGACGCUUCCCAUUGAGGAGGACUGAUUCUUUAUUUUUUUUUAACCAACUCAGCAGACCUACCUUUGCUAGAGAAGGCAACUUAAAAAUGCACACCUGCAGCCUGUUCAUAUUGCAUCUUGCUUCCCUUCCAGUAAACAUGGUAACAAAAAGUAGGGUCAUGCAUUACACAGUGUACUGUUCCUUAUUCUUAACUAUGUUGUAGUGUCAGCAGGACUAUUGUGGUAUGAUGUAAAUACAUACUCUGGAAAAUAUUCUUCGUGCAGCUUUAACCACAUGUUCAACCCUUGCAGUAAUUAGCACAUUUCCCUCCCUCAAGACAAACUUUUUCAAACCUUGUUCAGCCACAUUUUCUACUGGGAUUUAUAUCAUAGGGUGUGGUUUGUGUUAUAAUGUAUUUGCUCAACAUUUACAAAACUGUCUGGAUUAAAUGAGCCUUUAAAGAUGUGCAACCUAUUGAACCACAGAACUGGUUAUAAGAGUUAUGGCUGUGCCUCCUAUUUUUCCUAACGUCAUUCUCAGAAGGAUGGCUCCACCUAAACAAAACUAACACAGCAACAAAAAAAGAUAUGUAUGUACAAUACCAGACCUAAAAGCAUCUUCAAAACCAUGCUGUGUGGUCCAGUGGUUAAAGAAAAGGGCUUGUAACCAGGAGGUCCCCAGUUCAAAUCCCACCUCAGCCACUGACUCAUUGUGUGACCCUGAGCAAGUCACUUAACCUCCUUGUGCUCCGUCUUUCUGGUGAGAUGUAGUUGUAAGUGACUCUGCAGCUGAUGCACAGUUAACACACCCUAGCCUCUGUAAGUCGCCUUGGAUAAAGGUGUCUGCUAAAUAAACAAAUAAUAACCCCAGCGAGGAAUAAUUGUUAAAAUGCAUGUACUAGAAUAGUGAGGGUUUAUCUGCGACAGUAGCAGAAACUUGAAUAAAAACAGACUUGCAAGUCAUACAUUUAAAUAUCAGCCUUCUUAUGCUGGUUUCCUUUUGGCAAGUUAUCAAUAAUUUAAUGAUGCAGUUGCAAGUUACAUCACACUCAUACUUUACACUUUUUUUUUGGUUAGAAAACAUUUAAGACUACCCAAAAUGUAUUACAAUUGUCAACAUUUCUGUUUUGUAAGAAAAGUGAGAUUAAAACCUGGACAGCCACCCAGUCUACUUUCACAGGCACAUGUUUAAAUGAACAUCAUGUUUUAAACAUCAAAUAAACCUCAGCCGAAUGCUCAACAUAACAUAUUCCAUACUGGAGUAAAAAGCUCUGAAAACAAUAUUGUACAGAUUCAAACAAUCCAAACGUUAUGAAAAUGCAUGCAGUAAUCACAAUUGUUUUUGUUCUUGCUGA